AUGGCUACUGCCCUGCACAACAUAGGCACAGUUAAAGGAAGAACAUCCCUUUACCAAAACCGCUUCUCCACCCUACAAGACCUCGAAGAGUUUCCGCCGCUGGAAAACACCGGCAGUACCAAGAAGGGCCCCACCGGCACCAACUGCACGACAUACAAACAGGAUCUACCAAACGCCAAUGCCAACAUGGCCAAGAGAACGUCUUCAACGAACAAGACAUCGAUCGAAGCCAAAGAAAAUCAAUUAAAGGAACUUGAAAGACGUGUGGCCCAGCUCAAAGUGGAAAUUGAAAACGACAAACAAGAAGAAGAACGUGCCAAGCAACGCAGACAAACAGAACUGGAAAAAAAGAAGCAAGAUGCGAUCAAGAAGAGUGUUGAACAAACGAUGGUGCUAAUUCCCUCCUUCACAAAGAACCCAACACCGUCAGAAAACCCGCCGAUCUGUGCGGUUACCCAAGCUACCCAAAGCGGGAAUUGGGAAGAGAAAGUGCUGCGCUUCGUAGAAACACAAGCUCAGCAAACGCAACAAACACAGCAAAUGCUACACCAACAAAUUCAGCAACAAAUACAGCAGCAGCAACAGAUGCAGCAGAUGAUGCAGCAAUUUCAAAUCAUGUUUAUGCAGUUCCAGAAAUCGCAAGUACAACAAUGCAGCGUAGAGGGUACCUCCCCUUAG
Ixodes scapularis (black-legged tick) is the source of this 678-nucleotide messenger RNA. Its product is annotated as transcription factor sma-9-like. The record is from RefSeq and is a predicted model, not a curated record. The transcript has a single exon. The coding region runs from base 1 to 678 and encodes 225 amino acids. NCBI's taxonomy places the organism in Eukaryota, Metazoa, Arthropoda, Arachnida, Ixodida, Ixodidae.